CUUACUUCAUGAAAGCGAAUAAAUUUUUGAUUUGCUCCAAUUUUACAUUUAACUUUUCAACCUGAAAGCAUAUUUUGGAACCAUGCGAAGGGAUUUCUAGCUUUGGUAUCUGGUAUUGUAAAUGCCAGACUUAUAACGCAUGAUUCUAGCCCAGGCCGAGCCAAUUUCUAUCCGACCGGUGGAUGUUCCAGUUUUCAGUCAGACAGUUCAGUUCACUGAAUGACCGAGAACUGCAUCUUGUUACUAUAAAUAAAACGUGAAUGACACAGCCACAUCAACAAAGCAGAAUCGACUGAAAUUUUAUUUUGAAGUCGGAUUUAGUUAUAUCAAGCCCAAAAGAUUGACACUAGAAAAUUUAGUUCUUGGAGUAGAUAGCGAAAAAAAAGUAACAAUGGCGAACAAUUCUGUUGGUGGACAUUUUGAUUUUGUCUUGGCUGGUGUUGACUUUAAUUUACCUGGUAAUGGCGGGAAGGAGUGUUCAGAAUUUCUCUCCCUGACUCAAAGACUCAUCGAAAGUGGAUUAUCGUGUUUGUUCGCUGUAUAUCUAUUUUGGUGCACGUACAGUAAAUUAAAGUUACCUCCCCUGAGAGAAGAUGCUUUAAAUCGUGAGAUGGAUUAUUGGGGUAAACGUGUCAUGUUAUUGUGUAUGUGUUUAACUUUUGGUAUUGAGUUAGGAUUUAAAUUUGCGACCCGACAAAUGAUAUGGAUAUUUAACCCCUGUCACGUAGCAAGCAUAGUUCAGAUAUAUUUAUUAGCUGCACCUCCUAGAAGAUAUGUUACUGGUAUUUUCCGUUUUCACAUGCACAUGUUAACAGGUGCUCCAAUAGCUCUAUUAUUUCCUGUUGUUAAUACUAGAUUGUUACCAUUUGAAGCAGAAACCUAUUAUAUACAACAUAUAUUAAUGUUAGUCAUACCAUUUUAUCUAAUGAGAAUGGGAGGUGUAUACAUUCCUGAACAACUGGGAGAUUUUAGUUGGGCAUUGAUGACGUUAGGUUUUCAAAUUAUAUAUCACUUUGUACCGUUACAAACAGCUGCUCUUAUUUCUCACGUAAAUUUAAACAAUAUGUUAUGUCCGGCAAUAUCUGAUCCUUUCCAUGGCCCAUAUUAUCGGCUGUGCGCAAUAUCUCAUCAAGUUAUACUCAUACCAACUCUAGGAAAGAUAUACGCCUGGGCCGCACAGUAUUUUAAUAUUCGACCCAAACACGAUUAUUGCAUAGAAGAACCAUGGUUAGUCUCCUCUACAAACACAACUAACGGAAAAAUAAGCAAUGUUACAAAUAGAAUUUUGUCUGGCAACAAAAGUGAAGAUGUGAAACAAAUUAACGGACAUUUGAAGGCGAACUAAAAGCGCAAAUGUGUUAGAUUAUGACAAUUUUAACUUAUAUAAUAAUGCACAAUGUCAUCAAAAAAUUAUGAACAUUUGUAAAUAUUAACUUAAUAAUAUUCUUCUUUAUAAGAAGACAGUCAGAAUGUAAAUUUGAAGACCAGGUAUGAAAUUUAGUCCUUUGGAUUCUUUGAAGGCCAGGUAUGAAAUUUAGGACUAAGUCCUUUGGAUUCUUUGAAGACCAGGUAUGAAAUUUAUCACUGAGUCCUUUGGAUUCUUUGAAGGCCAGGUAUGAAAUUUAUCACUGAGUCCUUUGGAUUCUUUGAAGGCCAGUUAUGAAAUUUAUCACUGAGUCCUUUCAAUUCUGAAAAGAUACGUGUAAGAUAAAAUAUCUUUCUAUUGAAGUUGUAAACCUCUCAAGACACUUUAACUCUAACGCUUUGUUAAUAUUUCUGCUGAUUUCUCUUAAAUUUAAUCAGGCCAUAUUGGAUGGUUUCUCUCUUAAAUUUAAUCACGAUUUUCUCUUAAUAGUAUUUAGUUAACAAUAUUCGGAUUGGUUAGAAUAUACCAUAGAAUAUCAUCCAGGUUUAAUGAUUGGAUCAUUCUGAUUAAAACACAGUUCCUAUUUCGUUUCGUUUUUUAUAGUUCAAAAUUUUGUUUUACUUGUCUUCACUACACUGGGAUCUGGAAGAGUUGAUACAUAACCUGCAUUCUGAAUGGCAUGAGGGAUUAGCCAAUGAAACCAUCUGUUAAAACGAGUUCUUGGCGUACUCUGCUUGGAAGUGUGGGUAAAACCAUAGAAAUGUCAACGCUGAUUGAUUAAUCAAUGUCAUAGGGUGCGACCUCUCAGUACAACUUGUCAGAUCUUCAUGUAGUGUAGGCCAUCGAAAGUAUAAAAAAAAACGAAACGAAAUAUAGAUCUGUAUUUUAAUCAGAUUACGAUUGGAUCAAAAGGUUACAAAAAUAUAAUAAUUAUAUUAUUUAGUAAAUUGUUUCAAUGGUAUUUAGUAAUUAAACUGGAAUAUACAGAUCACAAUUCUAUAGAAUACAAUUACUGCUUAUUACUGCUUUCAACUUGAUAAAGACUCAAAACGUUAUUUAGUGAUAAAAAGUAAUAUGCAGAAAGUAUUUUGUAAACAAACAGACCACUUUAAGUCUGUCCACCACUUUUCUAGAAACUUGGACAAAACUAACCUGCUAUUACUGUAAAAAAUGUAAUUAUUUUAGCACUACUAAAACCUUACAGGGGCUAUGAAAUUACAUGUAUGUGAGACAGGAAGCGAAUCAAAUAGGAUUCCAACUGACUACCUCUAAUUUAAUGUAUGAGUCAUCAUGAAAUGAUAACAAACUCUAGUCAUUUGGCAAGGUUCAUGUUAAUUUCAUACAUACUCAGUAUUUUCAUUUGUGUGCUAUCAUUUCCAUACAUUGCAGCAAUAGCAUCUGUAGUAGACAAAGCCCAGCUUAACCGGAACAGGGCCCUGGGCCUGACUAGAAUCGCGGAGUCUGAUCACAGACGAAAUCUAUUCAGUUUCGAAUGGCAUACAAUGCUUGGAAAUGACAUAUAACGGCUAUUACCGUGAAACUUUCAUUUGGAAUUUGAAAUUUUUCUCUUUUUGCCAUGAACCGUGUUGCCCCAUAAACCGCGGGGCCCUGGGCCUCCCCAUUAAGGUCCAUGCCUAAGCUGGGCUUUGGUAGUAGACUCAUCUAACCAGUCUGAUAACUAGUCAUAUGUGGUUCAUUACCGCUAUAUAUUGUCGAUGUUGUGUGAUUUAACAGCAACACCAUUAUACAAUCCAUGAUAUAUAAACCCAAUCGGAUUAAAACACAGAUCCUAUUUCGUUUCUUUUAUAGUUCAAGAUUAAUUUGGUUUUACUUGUCUUUACUACACUAGGAUCUGGAAGAGUUGUUAUAUUACCGGCGUUCUGGUUGAAGUGAGGGAUUAGCCAAUGAAACAAUCUGUUACAGCGAAUUCUUCAUGUGCGAUGCACAGAACUGUGGGUAAACCACAAGAAACGUCAACGCUGAUUGAUUUAUCAAUGUCUGAUGUCGUAGAAUCAAAAGCCAUUCCUAUGACCUCUAACGCAACCUUCCAGUACAACCAGUUAGAUCUUCAUGUAGUUGAGGCCAUCGAAAGUAUAAACAAGAGCAUCGCUAACGCAGCAAUAUACGUCCACAUUCCUGUUUUGUUUGAUAUGGUCCAGUUUGCAUUGAGGGUCUGUGAAAUAAAACUGGGUUGUAGGACUGCUAUCAGUAUAACAUUUCGUUCACAUUAA
Patella vulgata (common limpet) is the source of this 3597-nucleotide messenger RNA. RefSeq names its product transmembrane protein 164. The transcript has 6 exons. The record is from RefSeq and is a predicted model, not a curated record. The coding region runs from base 392 to 1345 and encodes 317 amino acids. NCBI's taxonomy places the organism in Eukaryota, Metazoa, Mollusca, Gastropoda, Patellidae.